CGAUUUACGGCGGCGGGUAUAUAAUUGGCCCUGAAUGCUGGCCCUCCGGGUCGGAUUCCGAUCACAUCACAGUGGUUCCCCGCACUCCGAGAAAGCCCCGAGACCCUGUCGGCAGCGCACCCGAUCUAAGAUACCGAUGUCGUAUAUCAAUGGGCUUCAAAUGAAAAGUGAACAAAUAAAUUCCUUGAUUCAACUUACAACCUAAAAAUCAAAUCAAAAUGUCUGGAAACCUAGUCCCCCUCACCGUUAUCAAGGGCGCCGGCCACGAGUAUAUCCCCCUCCCGGAGGGCGAGAACGCGACUGUUGCCGAUUUCCACUCAAUCCGAACAAACACAAAGGACUCACCUGCUCACUUCACCUCGGGUUUCUACAAGAUUGUCGCAGGACCCGCUCGUCCCGCGCACUACAACUUUGAAGAGACCAAGUACGUCCUCAACGGUCAGAUCGACAUCUUGGAUGAAGCUACUGGGAUCACCCACCACCUAGUACCCGGAGACUUUGCUUUCUUCCACGUCGGAUCCAAGGUCAAGUUCUCCACCAAUUCAGAAGGCCUUGCUUUCUAUGCCGUUACCCGGCCCGUCAGAGUCCCCCACCCGAACCUGAAGGGCCGUGAGGAAGACACAAAGUCCAAGUUGUAAAUCAUUAGAAAAAGUAGAACUAUCACGCAAACUUGAAUU
This is a messenger RNA of Colletotrichum acutatum, 677 nucleotides long. RefSeq lists its product as uncharacterized. Lineage: Eukaryota; Fungi; Ascomycota; Sordariomycetes; Glomerellales; Glomerellaceae. The transcript is spliced from 5 exons. The coding region runs from base 219 to 638 and encodes 139 amino acids. The record is from RefSeq and is a predicted model, not a curated record.